CCUUUGUGUUUGAAGAUGAGCUUCAGCCCGACCUCAGACAGCCCUCCUCACGGGAGCAUCGAGGAGCAGAGGGAGCGAUGGGAGCGCAAACGCAUCAGGAUCUCCAAAGAACUGGUCCAAACUGAGCAAAAGUACUGCCAACAACUACAACUCAUCACCACGUAUUUUGUGGAGAUCCUGGCGGCCAAAGGGACCCUGAAGCCCGACGUGAGAGGAAGCAUCUUCAGCUCCAUUAAACACAUCCACAGUCUGAACCAGGCUCUCCUGGUUCACCUGGAGAACGGGUACCUGGGCCGGGGCUUGGAUCAGUUCUGUCCGGAGCUGCAUCACUACAGAGUCUACGCCGACAACUUCUACAGCGCCCAGCGAGUGCUCCGGACGCAGCUGAAGAAGAGCAAAGCGUUCCGUCGCUUUAAGAAACUGCAGGAGAGUCGCCCGGAGUUCAAAGGUCAGAGCCUGGAGGAGCUGCUGGAGCUGCCCCUCGUCAGAGCGCAGCAAUAUAAACAGUUUGUGGAGGAUCUCGCCUCCAACACCAGCCCCCAGCACCACGAGUUCCAACAACUGUCCAGAGCAGUGGGGGCGCUGUCUGAGCUGAGCGACCGCAUCGAGGAGAACAGCCGACGCCACGAGAACCAGCUCCAACUGCAGAGAGUCCAGAGGCUCCUGACCGGAAAGACCAGGGUCCAGAAGCCAGGGCGCUGGUACAUCCGCGAGGGCUGGCUGAAGGUGGUGCCCCCUAAAGGCUCGGACCCCAAAGCGCACAUGUUCUUCCUCUUCUCUGACGUGCUGCUGCAGACGCGCCGCUCCAGCGCCCUCUCUCUGUCCUCGGGGGAACGCUUUGAGGUGCGCCGCGUGUUUCCUCUGAGCGAGUGCGCCGUCGACAAGGUGUUUGGACACACGAGGAGCCAGGGCGGUCUGCUCAACUUGUCGUUCCCAAAGGCUCGUCUGUUGCUCAUGUCCAGUGACCAGGACGACUUCAACGACUGGGUCACCUGCCUCACCUCAGCCGUCAGACAGUUCCAGUCUAAACCUACAGUGAUUCAUGAUAAAGUGAGUCCAGAGCCUGAGAGCAGCAGCGCCCCCCAGAGGAAGAGGCCGCUCAGAGGACAGGACCCUGUGAGUCCUCCUGAAACAGACAGCAGCGCCCCCAAGAGGAGGAGACAGGAGCCUGCAGCUCAGAGUGUGGACAGCUCCUCCUCCAGCUGCGUCAUCCUCUGAUUGGACGACACUGGGAUCAAACCGUCGUGUGAUUGGACCAAAGUGCCUCUUUAGAUACACACGUGUUUAGACUUUUAUCACCAUUUAUGUUUGUUUCAUGAGCUAAAACUAAAUGUGCAAUAAGUACCCGCCAGAAAAGUGGGUCUGAACCAGGACUAAACCAGGACUAAACCAGGUCUGAACAGGGACUAAACCAGGUCUGAACCAGGACUAAACCAGGACUGAACCAGGACUGAACAGGGACUAAACCAGGACUAAACCAGGACUGAACAGGGACUAAACCAGGACUAAACCAGGACUAAACCAGGACUGAACAGGGACUAAACCAGGACUAAACCAGGACUAAACCAGGACU
Periophthalmus magnuspinnatus is the source of this 1573-nucleotide messenger RNA. It is a transcript of the gene arhgef39, whose product is annotated as Rho guanine nucleotide exchange factor (GEF) 39. Gene Ontology annotation, cellular component: plasma membrane. Bases 16 to 1218 code for a protein of 400 amino acids. NCBI's taxonomy places the organism in Eukaryota, Metazoa, Chordata, Actinopteri, Gobiiformes, Gobiidae. The transcript has 11 exons. The record is from RefSeq and is a predicted model, not a curated record. Gene Ontology annotation, biological process: positive regulation of cell migration. Gene Ontology annotation, molecular function: guanyl-nucleotide exchange factor activity.